AGCUUUAAGAGGGCGCCGGCGGGCAGAAGCGGAGCGUGUGAGGGGGGACCCCAGCGAUGGAGACCGCCCGGGACUACGCCGGAGCCCUCAUCAGGCCCCUGAGGUUUAUGGGAUCACAGACCAAGAGAGUCCUACUAACCCCCCUGAUGCACUCGGCUCGCCCUUUCCGGGUCUCCAACCACGACAGAAGCAGCCGGCGAGGGGUGAUGGCCACCGGUCUGAAGGACCUUCUCAGCAAGACCCUGGAAGCCUUGGUUAUCACCAGCGGACUGGUCAGUUUGGUGCUGGAGGAAGACGGGACCGUGGUGGAUACGGAAGAGUUCUUUCAGACCUUAGAAGACAACACGCAUUUCAUGAUCCUGGAGAAAGGGCAGAAGUGGACACCGAGUGGCAACUACAUCUCAGCUCGCCAGCAGCCAAAGAAAGCAGGGAUAGCAAGGGUCACCUUCGACUUGUACAAGCUGAACCCCAAGGAUGUCAUUGGCUGCCUCAACGUGAAGGCCACGAUGUAUGAGAUGUACUCAGUGUCCUACGACAUCCGGUGUACAGGAGUCAAGGCCCUGCUGAGGAGCCUGCUGCGACUCGUGUCCCAUGCCGCCCAGGUGACUGGACAGCUGCUCAUCUACACCGGCUCAUACAUGCUCCAACUGCUGGGUGACACGGAAGGGCCGGCUCCUCACAGGUCACACUCCAGACGGGGGUUCACGUGCGGUUAGGGAGGCCAACCGCAGGGACCCAGCUGGCUCUUGACCCAACCAUUCCCUCUCGAAUGAUAAUUUUGAAGACGCUUCUGUUCUAAACCACACACACUUGGACACCGCGGGCACCUGUGCUCGGGUGUGGCACCCAGCGGGGAGGAAGGAGCUGACGGGGCCCGUGAGAUGGGGGCUGCCCAGUGGGAUGCCCCGAAGGCAGGAGAGGUGGAGGAGCCUCGGAGGGCGAGCAACACACACACACACUGGGUCUUUCAGCUCCUCUCCUCUGUAAUAAACCAAUCCCAAGAGCUACUUUUCAUUCGG
Molecule: messenger RNA, 1019 nt
Organism: Neogale vison (American mink)
Lineage: Eukaryota; Metazoa; Chordata; Mammalia; Carnivora; Mustelidae
Gene: CIDEA
Product: cell death inducing DFFA like effector a
Exons: 5
Coding region: 57-716 (219 amino acids)
Biological process (GO): lipid storage; apoptotic process; regulation of apoptotic process
Cellular component (GO): lipid droplet
Source: RefSeq, a predicted model, not a curated record